Molecule: messenger RNA, 2661 nt
Organism: Fundulus heteroclitus (mummichog)
Lineage: Eukaryota; Metazoa; Chordata; Actinopteri; Cyprinodontiformes; Fundulidae
Gene: gabra2a
Product: gamma-aminobutyric acid type A receptor subunit alpha2a
Exons: 10
Coding region: 234-1589 (451 amino acids)
Biological process (GO): signal transduction; gamma-aminobutyric acid signaling pathway; chloride transport
Cellular component (GO): synapse; postsynapse; GABA-A receptor complex
Molecular function (GO): GABA-gated chloride ion channel activity; benzodiazepine receptor activity; transmitter-gated monoatomic ion channel activity involved in regulation of postsynaptic membrane potential
Source: RefSeq, a predicted model, not a curated record
UGGGUUCACCGUGCGCAGCCGCGCUCUCUCACGCACGCACGGACUUCCUCCGCCUCACAGGCAGGGAGCCGCUCUCCCCGCGCAGCUGUCGCUCUCAGCUUUGGUUCUUUGCAGGAGAGUCUGACAGGAUGGACGCUCUCUGACCGCACUCAGACCUCCGCACAUCUCCUCUGCGCGCAGCUCGGUUUCCAUUGGCAACAGCGGGCACACCUGUCGAGCCUCAGGCUUCAGUCAUGAGAAGAGGAAGAAGCUCUCAUCCACUGUCUGUUCUGGUCUGCUUCAUCGCUCUGUGGCACACACAGUCAAGAGUACAUUCAAAUUCAACUCAGAACUCCAAAGAUAUUGCAACAUUCACCAAGAUCCUGGAUAGUCUCCUGGAUGGGUAUGACAACAGACUCCGACCUGGUCUUGGAGACCGAGUGACAGAAGUAAAGACAAAUGUCUAUGUGACCAGUUUUGGACCAGUCUCUGACACAGAUAUGGAAUACACAGUGGAUGUCUUCUUCCGUCAGAGCUGGUUAGACGAACGACUGAAGUUCCACGGGCCAAUGAACACCCUUCCUCUCAACAACCUGAUGGCCAGUAAGAUUUGGACCCCUGACACCUUCUUUCAUAAUGGCAAGAAAUCUGUGGCCCACAACAUGACCAUGCCCAACAAGCUUCUGAGGAUCAUGGAGAAUGGAACGCUGCUCUAUACCAUGAGGUUAACAGUUCAGGCUGAGUGUCCCAUGCAUCUGGAGGACUUCCCCAUGGACUCACAUUCAUGUCCCCUCAAGUUUGGCAGCUAUGCCUACACGAAGACAGAGGUAACUUACAUCUGGACGAGAAAUGCCUCCCAGUCAGUAGAUGUGGCGGAUGAUGGAUCUAGACUCAACCAGUAUGACUUGGUGGGCCAGACUGUUGGGAAGGAGACCAUUAAAUCCAGUACUGGUGAAUACACAGUGAUGACCGCUCACUUCCACCUGAAGCGGAAGAUUGGAUACUUCGUAAUCCAGACGUAUCUGCCUUGUAUCAUGACGGUCAUCCUCUCUCAGGUCUCCUUCUGGCUCAACCGGGAAUCGGUGCCAGCUAGAACGGUGUUCGGCGUGACCACAGUUCUCACAAUGACAACCCUGAGUAUCAGUGCCCGUAACUCGCUGCCGAAGGUGGCCUACGCUACUGCAAUGGACUGGUUCAUCGCCGUCUGCUACGCCUUUGUCUUCUCUGCGCUCAUUGAGUUCGCCACAGUUAACUACUUCACCAAGCGAGGCUGGGCCUGGGAUGGAAAGAGUGUUGUCAACGACAAGAAAAAAGAAGCAGCUGUCAUGAAGAAAAACAACGCCUACGCUGUAGCUGUGGCAAACUACGCGCCCAACAUCACCAAAGAUUCAACGCUGCCCACGAUCUCAAAGCUCACCCUGAACGAGCCCAACAAGAUCACAGCGGAGAUGAAGCCUGAGCAGAACAAGAAAACCUUCAACAGCGUCAGCAAAAUCGACCGCAUUUCUCGCAUCAUGUUCCCUGUGUUGUUUGGUACCUUCAAUCUGGUCUACUGGGCCACCUACCUGAACAGAGAACCAGUCAUCAAAGACCUGGAUCCGUCCAAAUGAGCAGCAGAGACCCAGUACAACAACACACCCCACAUUCAGGACAAUAACAUUUAUUUAUACCUGUUUGGUGCGUUUUUUUUUUUUUUUUUGUUCAGGUUAUGGACAGCUCUCUUGUCUUAUUACUGGAUACAGUGUUUUAAUGGAAAUAGGUACACAUUUUUAGUUUAGAGCAAUCCGAAAUUUCCUCAAAUAUUUGCUUUAAAAUAUGAUACUAUGCUGAUACUAUAUAGAAUACAGCAUUAACCAGGAUAACUGAAAUGCUGCAGAGUAGUGUCAUGCAGUUCCCUUCAGGUUCAAAUGAGUGAUUUCUCUUUACAUUUAAUUGUUUUACAAAAGCUCUGAUAAAAAUCACUGUCCGCAGCCUGCUUGGAAUCAAUCAGCAGAAAGACGAGGCAGUCAUGUGUUUAAGGCCCCGUCCAUACGGGGAGGAGAUAAGUUUCAAAAUGCCGGUUUUGUUUUUCUGUGUGUACAUGCGCGCUACAUCUGUUCCUAAAUGAUUAUGUCGUAACUACGCCACUCUCUGUAACCUGCAUGCACCUCACUCUCGCAGAUACCAACAAUCUUGGCACCGUCACGCUGAGGCAAAUACCAUGCUCAUCUUUGUUUAGAUGGGGCCUUAGAUAUAUGGCGGUUUGAGUGGUUUAAAGGAGUAGGAACUCCCAGUAAAAAUACUACAAAAAUCACUGGAAAUAUCUUAUUAUUUUUAUUCAAAUACUGCCCCAACACAUCCAAUUGAGACAAUCAAAAAACAUGACCACUGGGUGAAUUGUUUAUACUAAAUUGCCACUUGGAGUGAGUGUGUCCCUGUGUGCCUGCUAGUUCUUUUUGUCUCCUCAGUACAGUAACAGAUAUAACAUUUAUUUUUCUCACUUAAGACCAAAUGUUUCACGUUUUAGAUUAGUUUGGUUUACCAGCACCGGUUCACAACAAAUCUCAUCCUGAGAUGCUUUACAAAAUAAACAGAUCCCACUAAUAUACAGAAAUACUUGGACAAUUACAUAUAUCAUAUAGACCGAUUUAAAGUUAAAUAGAUUAAUUUCAGUUUGAUCCUUGCAAAUAAACAAUAAGUCAA